AGCCCCGGGGUCCCUCGCCUCCCCCCCCUCACAUGUGGCAGUUCUUGUUUUGCAGGUGCAGCCGGGUGUGUAGCAACCUUGCUCCACGAUGCGGCCAUGAACCCUGCCGAAGUGGUCAAACAGAGGAUGCAGAUGUACAACUCGCCUUACCAGCGUGUGACGGACUGUGUGCGGGCUGUGUGGCGCAACGAAGGGGCCGGAGCUUUCUACCGCAGCUACACCACCCAGCUCACCAUGAACAUCCCCUUCCAAGCCAUUCACUUCAUGACCUACGAGUUCUUGCAAGAGCAGCUCAACCCCCACAGACAGUACAACCCAGGCUCCCACGUGGUCUCCGGAGCCUGCGCAGGGGCUGUUGCUGCCGCUGCCACUACGCCUUUGGACGUUUGCAAAACGCUGCUCAACACCCAGGAGUCCCUGGCCUUGAGCUCCAACAUCAGCGGACACAUCACAGGCAUGGCCAAUGCCUUCAGGACGGUGUACCAAGUGGGCGGUGUGACCGCCUACUUCAGAGGGGUCCAGGCAAGAGUCAUUUAUCAGAUGCCCUCAACGGCAAUCGCCUGGUCUGUGUACGAGUUCUUCAAAUACAUCCUCACCAAGCGCCAGGAGGAGCGGCGGGCUGGGAAGUGAGCCAGAGCCGAACGCCGUUCCAGACCUGCUCCACCUCCCCUCCUGGUUUGUCUUCUGACCCCUCUCCCUUUCGGUUUGGUUUGUGUUGAAGAGAGGGGGCAGCAAAGCCCUUUGGGGCUUAGCGAUGCCAUUUCUUGCCUGUGGCUGCUGCAGCUCUGCUCAGCCUGCACGGCUUGCUCUCUCCCAGGGUGCUCUGAGAUGUCCCGCUGGGAGCUGCAGCCCAGGUCAUGUCCCCUGGCACUUCGGUGGAGCUGUGCUCCUGUCCUUCCCUUAACAAAAACCUCCUAUCACGCAAAGCUGGCCCCUCCUCGGAGGGGAAGGGGAAUGUCCUGCCCUGCCUCUGGCAGGGCCAAGCUGAGCUCGCAGUCACCAAGGAGGGGGCGGCAGCGCUGCCUGGGAUGCUGGGGGCUUUGUCUGGCUUUUGGCUGAAGCGAAGUGUAAGCCUUGCCGUUGUCUCGUAGCACGCACACGUGAUGCUGACUGCCCCAGUGGUGGGGGGAGAGGAUGGCAC
Messenger RNA from Fulmarus glacialis (Northern fulmar), 1141 nucleotides. RefSeq names its product mitoferrin-2. Bases 97 to 630 code for a protein of 177 amino acids. The record is from RefSeq and is a predicted model, not a curated record. Gene Ontology annotation, molecular function: ferrous iron transmembrane transporter activity. Gene Ontology annotation, biological process: iron import into the mitochondrion. The transcript is spliced from 2 exons. Lineage: Eukaryota; Metazoa; Chordata; Aves; Procellariiformes; Procellariidae. Gene Ontology annotation, cellular component: mitochondrial membrane.